UGCCGUGAAACGAGAAAGAAGAAGAUCGCAAUAACGCUAGAAAUUGGCAGAAAUAUGAGAAAUAUGGAGCUCGUUACUGUCGAAACUGACGACGCGAGUCAGCCGGAACCGAGCGUAAUUGAGCAUGGAGACACCGAGGAACACACAGAAGGGGAGGACGCGAAGCAGCAAGUGCACGCGCCGAAAGAGAAGGGGAAGGGAAGACGCACCGUCCGAGCUCGAAAAACCAAAGCCGUAAAGCCUCACACCUGCUUCCGGUGCGAGAAGAGCUUCAAGCACAAAGGCCAUCUGAACACGCACUUACGAACGCACACCGGAGAGAAACCGUUCACGUGCAGCGAGUGCGGGAAGAGCUUCACCCGUUCCGCGGGUCUCAGCAAACACCUGUUCAGUCACUCCGGAGUGAAGCCUUUUAUCUGCGACCAGUGCGGUAAAGACUUCGUUACGUGGUCCAAACUAAAAACGCACCUGGACGUUCAUUCGGACGAGAGCCCGCACGAGUGCUCCCUGUGCGGGAAGCGUUUUCCGCGACUGGACGCCUUCAAACAGCACCAGAAAAUACACAGCGAGGUGAGGGAGCACGCGUGUCCUGAGUGCGGGAAGAGCUUCACCACGGCGACUCAGCUGACGCAGCACCGGAGGAUCCACACCGGAGAGAAACCGUACCGGUGCUCGCACUGCGGCAAGACGUUCACUCUCUCUGGGAACCUGAAGGCGCACGAGCGGGUUCACACCGGGGAGAAGCCGUAUCGCUGCGACCAGUGCGGGGAGACGUUCAUAAGCACCAAAACCCUCCGUUACCACAUGCACGGGCACUCCGGGGAGCGUCCGUUCGGCUGCGGCCGGUGCGGGAAGAGGUUCAAGUCGGCGUCGAACCUGAAGUGCCACGCGAAGGUCCACCUGGACGAAAAGCCUCACCUGUGCUCCCUGUGCGGGAAGGGCUUUUCCAGGCUGAACAGCUGCAAGGCGCACCAGAGGACGCACGAGGACGCCGGGGAGCAGCACGCUUGCGCGGAGUGCGGGAAGAGCUUCGCCGCCGUCGGCCAGCUGAAGCGGCACGAAAGGGUCCACACCGGGGAGAAGCCGCACAAGUGCGCGUACUGCGACAAGAGCUUCGCCGCGUCCGGGAACCGGAAAGUGCACGAGCGGGUGCACACCGGGGAGAAACCGUACCGCUGCGCCCGGUGCGGGAAGAGCUUCACUCAGUCGAAGAACGUAGCGGUCCACGUGGAAAAGUAUUGCUCCGCGUCGCAGUGAGGGCUCGCGCAUUUUUAUUCUGGGAUUUAAAGUCUCGCCGUGAAGGCAGACGGGCGGGAAACAAACCCAGUUUGAAUUGGCUAAUUAAUUUAUUCAUAAAUGGUUUAUUUAUACGUGCACUUAUUUCUCUUAAACGUACACUUUAUGCAGGCUCUGCAUUUCGCUGGGAAGACGUGUGUUUAUGUAACGUUUUUAUAGAAGUGAACGCGUUUCAAUGGGAAUUGUGGCUUUAUUGUUCAGGUGCCAGCUAUUGAUGUUAAUGACUGACCACCCAAAUCCUACCAGGUAGAAACAUUUCUGGUGUAUUUUACACGUUCUUAGUUAGAUGUAUGCUUUAUUUAUGGAUUUGUUCGAAAUAUAUUAGUUUCCUCGUGUCCAUUAAAGAAAUGUGUUUGCA
Molecule: messenger RNA, 1654 nt
Organism: Puntigrus tetrazona (Sumatra barb)
Lineage: Eukaryota; Metazoa; Chordata; Actinopteri; Cypriniformes; Cyprinidae
Product: gastrula zinc finger protein XlCGF52.1-like
Exons: 2
Coding region: 55-1257 (400 amino acids)
Biological process (GO): regulation of transcription by RNA polymerase II
Cellular component (GO): nucleus
Molecular function (GO): DNA-binding transcription factor activity, RNA polymerase II-specific; RNA polymerase II cis-regulatory region sequence-specific DNA binding
Source: RefSeq, a predicted model, not a curated record